CUGAGCUGCUGCGCGGGGAUCCCGCCGCUCCGUCUCGCUCCCCGGCCGAGCCGUGUUGAUUGUCCCUCGCGGCGCCCGGAAGCGACCCUCCGUAAACAAAGCCGUAUGUGGGCGCAGCUCCAGCUGCCCGGGGCGCGCUGUCCAGCCCGAGGGGGGCGGGGGAGGAAUGUUGUGAAUGAACCCAAGGCCCGCCCCGAAACUCGCACAAGGCCAGCGCCGCGGAAGUCCUCCCACUCUGAUUGGCCUCCGGCGCUCCCUGAUUGACAGUGCCUCUCGCUGAGCAUUCUUACUGGGCCUCUCCGUCAAGACAGGCGGCGCAAAGAACGAAUCAACAGCGGGGACUUGGAGUUGGGUCUGGCCGGGCAGCCAAUAGCAGAGGAGGGUCUCAGAGGCCGACGGGGGGGCCAAUUGGGAAGGGCGGCGGGGGCGGGACGAGGCGGAGGAUAAAGCGGCGGCCGAAGCUGCUUCAUUGUUGUGAAGAGUCUUAAAGGGGCCGCAUCGGCCGGCCGGCCCGGCGCGCUGCGGGGGUGGGAGUAGCGGGGGUCCGGGUGCGGCCCUGCGCGGAGGAAGGUCUGGAAGGCGGAUAGGAGUCGCGGGAGCCGGCGAAGCGGAGCGGGCAUCUGACCGACCCCCCUCCACAGGCCCGGCCCCGGCCCCGGCCGAUGGACCCCCCCGCGGCCAAGCGGAGUCGGAGCUGCCCCGCGGGACCGAAGGAGCGCGAUGCCGGGGCCGGGGCCGUGCGCGGCCGGGGCCGGCCCGAGGCGCUGCUGGACCUCAGCGCCAAGCGAGUAGCCGAGAGCUGGGCCUUCGAGCAGGUCGAGGAGCGUUUCUCCCGGGUGCCGGAGCCGGUCCAGAAGCGCAUUGUGUUCUGGUCGUUUCCACGCAGCGAACGGGAGAUAUGCAUGUACUCCUCGCUGGGCUACCAGCCUCCGGAGGGCGAGCACGACACGCGGGUGCCCUUCACCCGAGGGCUGCACCUGCUGCAGAGCGGGGCCGUGGACCGCGUGCUCCAAGUGGGGUUCCACCUGAGCGGUAACAUCCGGGAGGCCGGAGGCCCCGGCGAGCCCGAGCACCUCUACCACGUGUCCAUCAGCUUUGACCGCUGCAAGAUCACGUCCGUGAGCUGCGGCUGUGACAAUCGCGACCUGUUCUACUGUGCCCACGUGGUGGCCCUGUCUCUGUACCGCAUCCGGCACGCCCACCAGGUGGAGCUGCGGCUCCCCAUCUCCGAGACGCUGUCCCAGAUGAACCGGGACCAGCUGCAGAAGUUCGUGCAGUACCUCAUCAGCGCCCACCACACCGAGGUGCUGCCCACCGCCCAGCGCCUGGCCGACGAGAUCCUCCUCCUGGGCUCCGAGAUCAACCUGGUGCACGGUGCCCCUGACCCCACGGCGGGUGCAAGCAUUGAGGAUGCCAACUGCUGGCAUCUGGAUGAGGAGCAGAUCCAGGAGCAGGUGAAGCAGCUGCUAUCCAACGGUGGCUACUACGGCGCCAGCCAGCAGCUGCGCUCCAUGUUCUGCAAGAUUCGAGAAAUGCUGCGGAUGCGGGACUCCAACGGGGCGCGCAUGCUGAUCCUCAUGACGGAGCAGUUUCUGCAGGACCCGCGCCUGGCCCUGUGGCGGCAGCAGGGCGCCGGCAUGACGGACAAGUGCCGGCAGCUGUGGGACGAGCUGGGGGCCCUGUGGGUGUGUGUGGUCCUGAGCCCCCACAGUAAACCGGAAGAGCGAGCGAGCUGGCUCCAGCUGCUGGGCAAGUGGGACAAGUUGGACGUGUGCCCGCUGGAAGAGGGCAACUUCUCUUUCAACGGUCCGAGCCUACAACCCGCCACGGCCCUCAACCCAGGCCCGGAGGAGGAGGAGGCGGCGGCGGCAGGUUCCCGGCACACCGUGUUUGGCCGAGCCCUGCAGGCUGGGUCCCUGCACUGGAGUGACCCCCAUCUUCAGAGGAUCCUGGCCAGUGACUGCUAUGGCCCCAGCCUCACAGGCCAUGGGGGCAGCGACAAGGCAACCUUUGACCCCCAGGGCCGCGCCCUCUGGCUGGGGGAGCCGUUCCCCACUGCUUGUGCCCGGGUGGACACCCUGCGUGCCCACGGGUACCCCCGCCAGGCCCUGCGGCUCGCGGGAGCCAUCGUCAACACCCUCCGGCUACAGCGGCGGCACCAGCUCGAGAGCUACAAGCAGCAGAAAAAAGAGCUGCUACAGAAAGGCUCCACCUGCAUCACCAACACGGAAGGAUGGGUGGGGCACCCCCUGGACCCCGUCGGCUGCCUCUGCAGGGCGCUCCUGGAGGCCUGUCGCCUGGAGGAAGAGACCCUUGCCCUUUACCCAGACUCGGGCCCCGAGAGGCGGAAGGUGGCCUACCAGCACGUGCCUGUGCCCGGGAGCCCCGGGGAGUCCUACCUGGCGCUGGCGCUGGAGGUGGCGCUGCUGGGCCUGGGGCAGCAGCGGGCCCUGCCCGAGGGGCUGUACGCCCAGGACAAGGUGGUGCGCAACGAGGAGCAGCUGCUGGCGCUGCUGGAGGAGGUGGAGCUGGACGAGAGGCUGGUGCAGGUGCUGCGCAAGCAGGCGGGGCUGCUGCUGGACGGGGGUCCCUUCAGCGGCUUCGGAGAGGUGCUGUUCCGGGAGAGUGUGCCCAUGCACACCUGUGCCCGCUACCUGUUCACCGCCCUGCUGCCCCACGACCCCGACCUGGCCUACCGCCUGGCGCUGCGAGCCAUGAGGCUGCCUGUCCUGGAGACAGCACUUCCGGCUGGAGAUCCUCACCCCAACCCACUGGACUCCGUCACGAGUAACCGCUUCCCACGCUGGUUCAUCCUGGGCCACCUGGAGACUCGCCAGUGCGAGCUGGCCUCCACCAUGCUGACGGCUGCCAAGGGAGACCCCAAAUGGCUGCACACAGUAUUGGGCUCCAUCCAGCAGAAUAUCCACUCUCCAGCCUUGCUCUUCAAGCUGGCACAGGACGCCUGCAAGACAGCCACCCCGGCCAGCACACCACCAGACAUCACCCUGCUGGGCAUUGCGCUGGAGCUGGGCCUGCAGGUGAUGCGGAUGACCCUGAGCACCAUGACCUGGCGGCGGCGGGAGAUGGUGCGCUGGCUGGUCAGCUGUGCCACGGAGAUCGGUCCGCGGGCGCUGAUGGACAUCAUGCAGAACUGGCACUCCCUGUUCACGCCGGUGGAGGCGGCCAUGGUGGCGGUGACGGGCACCACGCCCGCCACGCUGCUGCGGCUGCGGCUGGACGCGCCCCGGCGGGAGGCGCUGCGGGCCUGCGCCCGCGCCCUGGCCCUGCAGUGCGCCAUGAAGGACCCGCAGAACUGCGCCCUGCCCGCGCUCCCGCUGUGCGAGAAGAACCACGCGGCCUUCGAGGCGGCCUACCAGAUCGUGCUGGACGCCGCGGCCGGCGGCCUGGGCCACGCCCUCUUCACCGUGGCCCGCUACAUGGAGCACCGCGGGCUGCCGCUGCAGGCCUACAAGCUGGCCACGCUGGCCCUGGCGCAGCUCAGCAUCGCCUUCAACCAGGACAGCCACCCCGCCGUCAACGACGUGCUCUGGGCCUGCUCGCUCAGCCACUCCCUGGGCCGGCACGAGCUCUCCGCCAUCGUCCCGCUCAUCAUCCGCCGCAUCCACUGCGCCCCCAUGCUCUCCGACAUCCUCCGCCGCUGGACCCUCUCGGCGCCCGGCCUGGGGCUGGGGGCUCGCCGGGCAGCCAAGCUGGGCACGGACAGGGCGCCCCUCUGCCAGCUGCUGGAUGCCGCGGUGGCCGACAUCAACACCAGCCACUCACGCCUCACGCACAUCAGCCCGCGGCACUACGGCGACUUCAUCGAGUUCCGGGGCAAGGCCCGGGAGACCUUCCUGCUGGCCCCCGACGGGCACCUCCAGUUCACCCAGUUCUUGGAGAACCUCAAACAGACGUACAAGGGCAAGAAGAAGCUCAUGCUGCUGGUGCGGGAGCGAUUCGGCUGAGGGGCAGGCGUCUGGUGGGCACAGGGUCUCCCUGGGCGCCUGCUUCUGUGCCACCCGCUCUGCGUCGGGCAACUGGGCC
Molecule: messenger RNA, 4044 nt
Organism: Pipistrellus kuhlii (Kuhl's pipistrelle)
Lineage: Eukaryota; Metazoa; Chordata; Mammalia; Chiroptera; Vespertilionidae
Gene: ZSWIM4
Product: zinc finger SWIM-type containing 4
Cellular component (GO): Cul2-RING ubiquitin ligase complex
Molecular function (GO): zinc ion binding
Source: RefSeq, a predicted model, not a curated record